UAAUUGAAAAUAAACUAACUUCGAAUUGUUGCCACAAACAACUACUGUUUUUCUUUUCUUGUCAACAGCUGUCAAAAAGUUCCAAAAUGGUACAGCGUCUUACAUUUAGACGACGUUUGUCGUACAACACCAAGUCGAACCAAAGGAGAAUAGUAAGAACUCCUGGUGGUCGUCUUGUUUAUCAAUAUGUGAAGAAGCCCAAGAAGAUCCCGAGAUGUGGCCAGUGCAAGAGCAAGCUGAGAGGCAUCCAGCCGGCAAGGCCUGCUGAGCGUUCCAGACUUUGCUACCGUAAGAAAACUGUGAAACGUGUAUAUGGUGGUGUCCUCUGCCACAAGUGCGUAAAACAGCGCAUCGUCAGAGCCUUCCUGAUUGAAGAACAGAAAAUUGUCAAGGUCCUUAAGGCCCAGCAAGCCACCGCUAGACCCAGCAAAAAGGCCGCAAAAUGAGCUUAGGGUGUAAAUAAAAUUAUAAUAAAAACCA
Messenger RNA from Danaus plexippus (monarch butterfly), 480 nucleotides. It is a transcript of the gene RpL34, whose product is annotated as large ribosomal subunit protein eL34-like. Gene Ontology annotation, molecular function: structural constituent of ribosome. Lineage: Eukaryota; Metazoa; Arthropoda; Insecta; Lepidoptera; Nymphalidae. Gene Ontology annotation, biological process: translation. The record is from RefSeq and is a predicted model, not a curated record. Gene Ontology annotation, cellular component: ribosome. Bases 87 to 446 code for a protein of 119 amino acids. The transcript is spliced from 3 exons.